CGCGCCGCCGCCGUCGCCGCGGUCGUGCGAGUCUUCCUGGUAGACUGGGCGCUAGCUGAGUCAUCUUCCGGUUCACGUGUACCGGGUCUGCUUUUGGUGGGUGUUCACAAGAAUUGUCUUCAGUCAUGGCCUUGGGUGUAAGGUGCUUCCGCUUGGUCCACCCUGCCUUUUGCAACUCCCUUGCAGCCUUGACCAGACCUGUUUCAGAAGUUACGCUGAGGACAGUGAGUGGAAGACAGAAUGACCACGGGCAAUACCUGGCCUGUCCAGCUGGACCAAUCCGUCACUUUGCUACCAAGAAAGCCAAAGCCAAAGGGAAAGGACAGUCCCAAACCAGAAUGAAUCUUAACACUACCUUGGUUGAGGAUAUAAUCAGCUUGGAAGAGGUGGAUAAAGAAAUGAAGUCGGUGAUAGAAGCGCUCAAGGAUAAUUUCAAUAAGACUGUCAAUAUAAGGACCUCACCAGGAUCCCUUGAUCAUAUCACUGUGGUAACUGCUGAUGGGAAACUUGCUCUAAACCAGAUUGGCCAGAUCUCCAUGAAGUCGCCACAGCUGAUUUUGGUGAAUAUGGCCAGCUUCCCAGAGUGUACAGCUGCAGCUAUCAAGGCUAUAAGAGAAAGUGGAAUGAAUCUGAACCCAGAAGUGAAAGAGACGCUAAUUCGAGUACCCAUUCCCAAAGUAACCAGGGAGCACAGGGAAAUGCUGGUGAAACUGGCUAAACAGAACACCAACAAGGCCAAAGACUCUUUACGGAAGGUUCGUACCAACGCAAUUAAUAAGCUGAAGAAGGCGAAGGACAAGACCUCGGAGGACACCAUUAGGCUCAUAGAGAAACAGAUCAGCCAAAUGGCCAACGACACAGUGGCAGAGCUGGACAGACAUCUGGCAGUGAAAACCAAAGAACUCCUUGGAUGAAAACCCCCAGGGGCCAGUAGUACUCCCAAGCCCAGUUUCUAGUGGAUCCCAUGGGUGGCAAAUUGGCACCUCUCUACCCCAUCCACACGGAAGGCUGUCACCAUGCACUUGUCAGUCCGUGGAAAGCCCAGCCUUCCAGUGACACACUGUUGAUUCUCUUCCUCCUGUCCCCUGUCCACCCCAUCUGCUCUGGACCUUCUGGCCUGGCUGGCCCUCAGAGAGUCUCUGUUGCUGACAGAGGGCCUUUACUUGGGUCAUUUGCCUUGACUGUGACGUCCCCGAGCUGUCAGGACCAUUGGCAGGCUUAGCACUGCCUGCUCCUCAUCUUGGUAGCCUCCUUUUCAAACAAUUAGUCAGGCCCUGUCCCCACCUUUGAACUCUGCUUGGGACAAUGUGGGCCUUCACCUGUGCCUGGAUACCUUUGCUAGAGGCACAUUUUCACCAAACAAUAAAAUCUAAAUAAAUUGAUUGGAAAGAAUAACAACUGCAAAGGAAA
Molecule: messenger RNA, 1410 nt
Organism: Kogia breviceps (pygmy sperm whale)
Lineage: Eukaryota; Metazoa; Chordata; Mammalia; Artiodactyla; Physeteridae
Source: RefSeq, a predicted model, not a curated record